Molecule: messenger RNA, 3236 nt
Organism: Coregonus clupeaformis (lake whitefish)
Lineage: Eukaryota; Metazoa; Chordata; Actinopteri; Salmoniformes; Salmonidae
Exons: 4
Coding region: 113-2752 (879 amino acids)
Source: RefSeq, a predicted model, not a curated record
CACAGCCACAACACUGCAAACAGAUUGUGAGACUGAAACCAGACAAGGAAAGGAGAAAAAUAAAAUAUUAAAAAGGUGUGAAGUUCAAGUUACGGAAUUAUACCCCAUCACUAUGGAAACAGAGCCCAUGGUCAGCCCCCAAUCUCCUAAGAGUCCAGUCUCCCAGGAGGAUUGUGGUCUCUGGAUGGAGGUUGGCUGUAAACCAGCAGAGGACACAGAUAUGGCCAAAGACAACUCCUCCCUGACUUCUGGGGAAAAGCCCUGUGAGGCCUGGCAGGCUGUCAUACCUCCUCCUCCCCCUUUGGUCACUGCAGGCCACCCCAAUGGGAUGGAGGAGGAUGACGAUGUCUUCAUCCUUCCCCCACUAUGCACAGACCCCUCUUGUCCAGAAGAGGGCAGCACUAUGGAGCCCAAUAUAAAAGUCUCAGGUGGGGCCAUAAGCGUCACAGAGGCUAAAGAAAAUCCCAGGAGCUUAGAUGGAGUCCAUGCUGAGCAGCCUAGCAGCACUCCAAUCAUGGACAAGGCUACAGUAAGAGUGGAAGAGGAGCAGCUGACUGAACUGAAGAAGGGAGGAACUGUGGAUAUCACAGUGCUGACUGAAGGAACUGGCUCUGCCACGCCACCACCAACAGACGGAUAUAAAGCAGUGGGUGCCAGUAGCCCAGAGCAGCCACAUCCGAACAUGGAAGUCAGCAUUCUGAAAGAGACAGAUCCUGUCCUGUCAUCACAGACAAGGGAGUCUGAGCCAGAGCACUGCCUUGACAACAAUAGUCAUCCAACCUAUGAAGGGACCAUCAUGGAGCCAGAACAUACAGACGAGAGUAACAGUGAUGUUGAGGACAUGGUCGAUGGUAGAUCACUAGACUACGACAUGACCAAAGACGAGUGGGUCAGGAGAGACAGUGCUAGCAGUGACGUCCAGUGCCCCCAGCCUCACCUUUCUAUUUCAAGAGGCUUAUCCAGAGAACAGGUAUCAGUGCCCUCACCUCAGUCACCUGCCUCUGAGCAGCAGGAGCAGCAGGAGGCUGGCAGCCUGACAGUAGCUAAAGACAUCCAGCAGGGGGAGCAGCUGCUGCAUCGCCUGCACCUGGUGCAACAGAGACAGGACGGAAAACAGGUGCCACAGGAGCCUCCGCCUUCACACCAGGUAGCCAUGAAGACAGCCAAUCAGGAUACAGGCUACCAGGAGGUAGAGAGAAUCGAGUGUAGGAGGGAGGAGGAAGAAGAAGAAGAGGAAGGAGGGAAUGAGGGAACCGGUGAAGAGAGAGAGCAGGGAGAGAGAGUACAGCUUCACACUAUCGAGGUGGAAGAGAAGGCAGCAUUAAGUGAGGAGGACACAGAGAUUCCAGAGAAAGAAGAUAUUCAAACAGUGAGAGGAGAGAAAGCGGAGGAGGUCCAGUCUCAUCCUCCUGCCCAGCUCAGUGUCCAGCCUAUGGUCAGGAUAGAGACAGAAUGCAGUGACGAUGACCAGAGUGACAGCGGGGUGUCCACUGACUUCUCCCCUGUCGGCACACACGAGAUCCAGACGACCACAGACCCCACUAUUGACAACAAGGCUCCCCCACCCCAGAAUGAGACUCCCAUCGAGAGGGAGAUCCAGCGAACUGCUGAGAGGGAGCAGAGCCUGUGGCGGUCCAGGUGCAUGUCAAAUACCCAGGAAGGUCAGGAGGUGGUGGACAUCCCACUGAUGAAGACUCCCCUGCUGGCUAAGACACUGUCCUCUAAGGUGGGGCCGGGGCAGGGCGCUGACUGGCAGUUCUCAGAGAAGAAGAUGCAGAAGGAGAUCAGCCAGGAGAUCCAGAGGGAGCUGGUCCUGGUGAACAUGGGGAAGAUCCCUGGAGUCUACAGCAAGGGAACAGUACGCCAGAUGAGGGAGAGGAAGCUGUUGUUUGAAGCCUUCCAACAAGGCAAUGUAGAAGGACCCACCAGGCACAGGAGACCCCCCACCACAGCAAGCCUGGGGAUGAGAGGUCAUGUCUACCCCUCUGUGCUGGAGAGGACGCGUAGCAUGGAGCUUGUCUCUCUCAAAGGCUGCCCUCUCUCAAGAGCCCACUCCCACCAGAUGUUUGACUUAAAGAGCCAAAAGGAGGCUAGCUCAGGCCAAAACCCAAGUGCAGAGAGCCAACCAGCGGAUAAAGAAGUAGAGCGGAAGGUGAUUAUUCUGGAAAGUGACGACACAAUCAUAGCCCACUAUCCGAACCAAGACAGAGGAGCCCAGCGCCUCUGCAGAAGCCUAGACUGCCUAAUUAUAGGGGGCACUGUCUUUACUGAGGAGGAGGCCACGGAUGAGGUGAGGGGAGAACAGCCAGGGCAUGAGGACGAGGGCUCCGACAUCCUCAGGGAGAACCCCUUCUUUAAGCUGCGUCCCUCACUGGCCAUGAAGCCGGAGGUGGAGAAGGACAUCCGGGAAGCCAGGGAGAGGGAGGAGGAGCUGCGCAGGCAGAGGUGCAGUCUGUACGGAGAGACAGGAGUCAGUGGGGGCAGGCCAGACAGCACAGAGGACCCCGGCCCAGGCUCACCUACCACACUCACUCCCUCAUCCACUUCCUCUUUCAAAGCAUCAGUUGAUGGCCGACAAUCCAAGGGGAAGUUGGAUCGGACCUGGCCUCCUCCCAAUCCUAAGAGUGCUAGGGAGAACCCUGGACUAACACAGGAGCCCAAGGUUUACAAGGCAGGCGGCCAGAAAACUCCUCUGUGGCAGCAUUGGGAGGCAGGUAUGGUGAACGGGCCACUGCCACGGGAAAUGGACUGAUACUGGAGGUCACUAAUACCAGUCCCUCUAUAACAUUAACAUUCCAAAUAUAUCACUAAGGAACUAGGAUGGUAGAACUGCAUCAUUCAAAUUGUGGCAAUGAACUACGAUGGCAAAAACUUGAAUUAGUUUUAGCUUGAACAUUCCAUGCUUUGUAAGACUGAAAUCUGUGUUGUAUAUAACAUUACAAUUUCAUUACAAAUGUUUACAAUGUACAAAAGACGUCCUCUCUCAUUUAAUUGCUCUGCUUGUAAAGGUGUAACUACUCUUCAGUGUUCGAUCAAAAUGACACGUCAUCCACAAUUCAGAUAAAUGUCAUUAUCAAGGAUUGCAUAAAUGUGAAGGUAAUCAAAACUACUAUCAAUGUUUCAAUAAACUUACAAAUGCCGUAAUCAUAUCUCAGUCUGUACAUAGCUCAGUUUUGUCCCAUCAGGCUCUGCUUAUCAGUAUUGUACAGUUUGUUAAUACAAUCCAGUGAGGGGAA